AUGGCUCCGAAAGGACCGACACCUGAAAAAGCGCGAAUGGGUCUUCCGGAUCGGUGGCUGCAUUGUCCGAAAACCGGAACGGUUUGUGGAAUAGUGUUUUAUACGUUUUCUUGCAUUUUUCGGUUUUCAGCUCGUUCAAGACCUUUUUUUCCCGUUUAAAACGCCGCUGUGCGCAAUGUACGAUCAGCAGAUCAGCGAGCGACGUCUUCAGUUUCAUCCAGCCGAUGUGUUCUCGAAUCCGAACCUUCAAGGUCGCAAACUAGGUCUCUGGAUCGAUCUCACAAACACCGAUCGAUAUUAUUUCCGCGAAGAAGUGCGUGCGAAUACAUUUAAACAGACGGGGAAUUCUGAUUUUAUUCAGGUUACCGAGAAAGGGUGCAUUUAUCGAAAAAUGGCAAUGGCCGGCCGCGGAAUGUCGCCCACCGAAGAAGAGACUCAGCAGUUCAUCGAGUUGUGCAAAGAGUUCCGAGAGAAGAACCCAGAUCAAGUGAUCGGAGUGCACUGCACCCACGGAUUCAACAGAACCGGAUUCCUGAUUGCCGCCUAUCUGUUUCAAGAAGAAGUAUGGACAUUCCAACUAAGAAGUGUGUAUCGUUAAAAAGCAUUGUUUAGGGGUACGGGCUAGACGCAGCGAUCGUGUCUGUUCAAGAAAACCGACAGGGAGGAAUCUACAAACAAGACUACAUCGACGAUUUGUACGCGCGGUUCGAUCCGACCGACGACAAUCCGGUGGCGGCUCCGGAUAAGCCCGACUGGGAAAGGGAGUACGCACUCGGAGGCGGCGCGGCAGCACAAGCGAUCGAGAGACCGUCCACGAGCACGCCGACUCCUACGAACGGUCAGUUUGGUUCGGCUGAAAAGCAUAAGCGUUCAAAGUUACAGGAACGAAUGGAAACGGACACUCGCGGGACGGUAAGAAAUCUGCAGCCGGUGCGAAACAGUUCAUGGACGGAUUGGUUUCGGAAGUUCGAUUGUGUGAAGACGAAGGAAAGAAGAGCAUGCUUCGGGCAAAGGUUCUCAUUUCACAGUUCACCGAUCCGUCGAUUUCAUCAGAAUUUUCAGAUCCAACAACUGUGCAAGUACACAAAAUCCGGUUUUCCGGGACUCCAGCCGGUGUCUCUCAGCAGGAAAAACAUUGCUCUUCUGGAGAAUGAACCUUAUAUGGUCUCGUGGAAAGCCGAUGGAAUGAGGUUGCAAUUGAAACAUGAAAAUGUUUAUUUUUCCUUUAUUCUUUUUCAGAUACAUCGUUUACAUCAACAACGGUGAAGUAUACGCUUUCGACCGAGACAACGAGGUGUUCGAACUGGAGAACUUGGACUUUGUGAUGAAGAACGGAAGUCCGUUGAUGGACACUCUCGUGGAUACGGAAGUGAUCAUUGAUAAGGUUGGUUUGUUUCUCAAAUACAUUUUACAGUUAUUUUGCACUUUUCAGGCGGAAGUUCGAGGAGAAAUGGUCGAUCGGGCGAGAAUGUUGAUCUACGAUAUUAUGAGAUUCAAUGUAGACGCAUUAGAAAAUUCAAAAUGUGAAUUUGUUUUUUCAGAACUUCAAUGUGAUGAAGGAAAGAUUCGACAAAAGGUUCGAAAUUAUCAAAACAGAAAUCAUUGAUCCCCGCAACGAGGCGUUCAAAUCUGGCCGUCUCCGUGCUGAGAAUCAGAUAAUGUCGGUGCGAAGAAAGGACUUCUGGCUGGUUGCAUCCACUUACAAAUUGUUCGAGCCUCAGUUCGUGCAGAAUGUCGGCCACGAAAUCGACGGUCUCAUUUUCCAGCCGAAAAGAAGAGUGAGCCAGAGGUUCCGGAGCCCUGAACAUCACUGAUCUAUUUUUUCAGCCGUACGAGCCGGGAAGAUGUGAUACAGUACUCAAAUGGAAGCCGCCGUCCCACAAUUCCGUCGAUUUCCUGUUGAAAAUCACAAAGUUCGUUUCCGAAACCCAAACCUCAGCUUCCCAUGAAACUAUUUCAACAGAGUGUGCCAGCAGGGAAUGCUUCCCGAAUGGAGGGGCCUUUUGUUCGUUCAAAACUCUCGCGAACCGUUCGCUUCGAUGAAAGCGACUGCCACGUUGAAACAAUACGACCAGAAGAUUAUCGAGUGCACGCUCGAAGUGGAUGCUAAUGGAAGAGUGAGCGGGAAAUGUGCAUUGAUAUGCAAAAAAUAAUGAUUUUCAGCCGAGAGAGUGGAAAUUUAUGCGAGAACGUACCGACAAAUCUCUGCCAAACGGACAUCGAACUGCCAGUAAUGUGCUCGAAACGAUGACGAAUCCAGUGACCGAAAAGGACUUGCUUGAGUACGUUCUGUGUUUCCUGUUGAAAAAAAAUUGUUCAAAAAAGCGAUUCUGAUCAAAUUGUUUUCGAAACAAUUUCUCGAUAAAAAAUGUUUUUUAAUUUCUAAAAAUUGUUUUCAAAGUUUAUCGAUAUGAAAGACUGAGUAAGUUUUGUAAUUUGUUUCAUUACAUUGCAUCGGCAUAAAUAUUAUUUAUUCAGAUACAUCCAGCACUGCCUCCGAGUGCAAGCCCGCAACCAACAUCACCAACAGAUGCAGAUGCAGAAUGGAGGGCCUCCCGACGCGAAACGACCUAGAGUCCAAUAG
Caenorhabditis sp. 36 PRJEB53466 is the source of this 2584-nucleotide messenger RNA. Lineage: Eukaryota; Metazoa; Nematoda; Chromadorea; Rhabditida; Rhabditidae. The record is from the annotation of a GenBank genome assembly.